Rhodotorula toruloides NP11 is the source of this 1794-nucleotide messenger RNA. RefSeq names its product NADH dehydrogenase. Lineage: Eukaryota; Fungi; Basidiomycota; Microbotryomycetes; Sporidiobolales; Sporidiobolaceae. The record is from RefSeq and is a predicted model, not a curated record. Bases 1 to 1794 code for a protein of 597 amino acids. Gene Ontology annotation, molecular function: NADH dehydrogenase activity. The transcript has 11 exons.
AUGCUCGCAGCGAUGCCGUUCCAGCGGGUGCUUGCUUCCCAGCGCACUUUCAUCACCGCUGUCAGUGCUGCCGCCUCGCCUGCCGGUGCCAGGGCCAGUCGGCGAGCGUUCGCACUCGCUGCGACUCAGCCUCGCCGUGCUGAUGUCGCCAGCGCGACCGCUACCUCCAACCCACCGCCGUCCUCCCAGCUCUCGGCGACGCCUGCCUCCUCUGUUUCUGCGACCACGAGCAACGCCCCGCCCAAGGUCGCCUCGUCUUCGAGUUCGUCGGGCUCGUCAGCAGGCUCGCAGCCUCCCAAGAAGCCCAAGAACCGCAUCCGCACCUUUGCCCGCACCGUUCUCGUCACCAUCCUCGCCGGCGGAGGAUAUGUCGUCUGGAGGAGUUACGAGCAGAGGCACCCGGGCGAGCAGCUCCCUCACGACCCCAAGCUGCCGACCGUCGUCGUCCUCGGAAAUGGCUGGGCGAGCACCGCGUUCCUCAAGGAGCUCGAUAACUCCGGCUACAACGUCGUCGUCAUCUCCCCCCGCAACUACUUCCUUUUCACUCCCUUGCUUCCUUCCGUCACCGUCGGCACCCUCUCCGCACGAUCCAUCCUCGAGCCUACGCGCUUCUUGACGCGGCACUUGAAGCGCAAGACGGAGGUGUACGAGGGAGAGGUCUACGAGGUUGACCCGGAGAAGAAGACUGUGCGCUUCGUCGACAACUCGGAGAUCAAGGGCGAGGUUGACGGCACCGAGAUCAGCUACGACUACCUCGUCUACGCCGUCGGCGCCGAGAACCAGACGUUCGGCAUCAAGGGCGUCAAGGAGAAUGCAUGCUUCUUGAAGGAGGUCUGGGACGCCGAGAAGAUCCGCACCCGCAUCGUUGACUGCAUCGAGGCGGCCAACUUUUCGGGCCAGACUCAGGAGGAGAUUGACCGGCUGCUGUCGUUCGUCGUUGUUGGUGGUGGCCCGACCGGUGUCGAGUACGCUGGCGAGUUGCACGACUUCUUGAUGGAGGAUCUUGGCAACUGGUACCCCGACCUCGCGGACCGCAUCAAGAUCACCCUCAUCGAGGCCCUUCCCAACGUCUUGCCCAUGUUCUCCAAGCAGCUCAUCGACUACACCAUGUCGACCUUCCAGGAGAACAAGAUCAACGUCCAGACGAAGACGAUGGUCAAGGAGGUUCAGGAGAAGAAGCUCAUCGCGCAGAACGAGAAGAAGGAGCUCGUUGAGUACCCUUACGGUCUCCUCGUCUGGGCCACCGGCAACACCGCUCGCCAGGUCACCAAGGACCUCAUGAACCGCCUCUCGUCCACUCAGAACUCGCGCCGCGGUCUCCUCGUCGACGAGCACCUCCGUCUCCUCGGCUCCGACGGCAUCUUCGCCCUCGGCGACUGCACCGCGACCAACUACGCCCCAACUGCCCAGGUCGCAUCGCAGCAGGGUCGCUACCUCGCCAGGGUCUUCUCCAAGCUGCACAAGAAGGAGCUCCUCCUCAACGAGCUCGAGCAGGCUAAGCAAGUUGGCGCUGAGCCUGCCAAGCUCGACUCGCUCGCCAAUGCCGUCAUCCGCGCCAGCAAUAUCGCGCCGUUCCACUACUCGCACCAGGGCUCGCUCGCCUACAUCGGAUCGGACAAGGCUAUCGCCGACUUGCCCGUCUUCCAGGGCAACCUCGCUGCCGCCGGUCUCGCGACCUACUACUUCUGGCGAUCUGCGUACAUCUCGCAGCUCUUCUCCCUCCGCAACCGUCUCCUCGUCGGAACCGACUGGCUCAAGACCAAGGUUCUUGGCCGCGACGUCUCUCGCGCAUAA